AUGAAGGCAGAUCGAAAACGUUUGAAAGCAGAGAAGACAGACCUGGUAAGCCAAAUGCAACAGCUCUAUGCCACGCUGGAGAGCCGGGAGGAACAGCUACGUGACUUCAUCAGGAACUACGAGCAACACAGAAAAGAGAGCGAGGAUGCGGUGAAAGCACUUGCAAAAGAAAAGGAUCUCCUGGAGCGAGAGAAGUGGGAGCUACGCCGACAAGCCAAAGAGGCGACAGACCACGCCAGCGCGCUUCGCUCCCAGAUGGACCUGAAAGACAACAGAAUGAAGGAACUGGAAGCCGAACUAGCCAUGGCCAAGCAGUCCUUAGCCACGUUAACCAAGGAUGUCCCCAAGCGUCAUUCGUUAGCCAUGCCAGGCGAGACCGUGUUGAAUGGGAAUCAGGAGUGGGUGAUGCAGGCAGAUCUCCCGCUCACGGCUGCUAUCCGGCAGAGCCAGCAGACCCUUUACCAUGCGCACCCUCAGCAUUCAGCAGACCGGCAAGCUGUCAGAGUGAGUCCGUGCCAUUCACGGCAGCCUUCCAUAAUCUCCGAUGCGUCGGCAGCAGAAGGCGAUAGGUCAUCGACUCCAAGUGACAUCAACUCGCCCCGGCAUCGGACACAUUCCCUCUGCAAUGGGGAUAGUCCUGGACCGGUACAGAAGAACUUGCACAACCCAAUUGUACAGUCUCUAGAGGACCUCGAAGACCAAAAACGAAAAAAGAAGAAAGAGAAGAUGGGAUUUGGUUCCAUCUCCAGAGUAUUUGCCAGAGGGAAGCAGCGGAAAUCUCUAGACCCGGGCCUCUUUGAUGAUUCCGACAGUCUUUCCAGCCCAACCCGCCUAAGCCUCAGUCUGUCCGAAGGGGAGGAACAGGUGGACCGGCUGCAGCAGGUGGAGCUGGUCCGCACCACACCCAUGUCCCACUGGAAGGCAGGCACCGUGCAGGCGUGGCUGGAGGUGGUCAUGGCUAUGCCCAUGUAUGUCAAAGCCUGUGCGGAGAACGUCAAGAGCGGGAAGCAGAUGUUGCUCAGUUUGAGUGAUGAAGAUCUGGCAACAGGGCUGGGCGUCUGUAGCUCCCUUCACCGCCGCAAACUCAGGCUGGCAAUAGAGGAUUACAGGGAUGCAGAAGCAGGCAAAUGCUUGUCUAAAGCCUCUGAACUGGAUCACCACUGGGUAGCCAAGGCCUGGCUGAAUGAUAUUGGGCUGUCUCAGUAUUCCCAGGCUUUCCAAAAUCACCUCGUGGAUGGAAGGAUGCUGAACUCGCUGAUGAAACGAGACUUGGAGAAGUACCUUAAUGUGUCUAAAAAGUUCCACCAGGUCAGCAUAUUGCUGGGAAUAGAGCUGCUUUUUCAAGUCAACUUCAGCAAAGAGGUUCUGCAAGAACGGCGGGCUCGCUGUGAGACCCAGAAUGUUGAUCCGCUUGUCUGGACAAAUCAACGGGUGCUCAAGUGGGUGCGGGACAUUGACCUGAAGGAGUAUGCGGAUAACCUGAUGAACAGUGGCGUGCAUGGGGCUGUGCUGAUGCUGGAGCCCACGUUCAAUGCAGAAGCCAUGGCCACAGCUCUGGGCAUCCCAAACAGCAAGCAUAUCCUGAGGCGGCACCUGGCAGAGGAGAUGAACGCCAUCGUUAACCCAGACAACCCUACAGGUGUUCUAGAGAGCGACCGGUAUGGAAUGUCGACUCUCCUCAAACAGGGUUCGCUCAGGCGCUCCUCCAGCGCUACCAGGCAGAACAAGGAGGAGGGGAACAGCUUAAAAUGCAAAGCAAGCAGGCUUCCCCUGGGGAAAAUUGGAAGGGGAUUCAGCGGAAAAGACGCUGAUUUCCAUGACGACUAUGGAUCUCUCAAAAACGAAGAGUGCUGUGAGGAUAUGAAGCUAAGUAGGCCAGAGCAGUGCCGCUUGGAACGCUUUGGCAGCCUGGAAGUCACCAAUGUGUAAUGAAUUGGAUUGUUCAGGCAAGACAGGACUCACUGAAAUCAACGGUGACAUUGUGGCCAGCAAAUGGGAAAGAAAUCUGAAGAGAAUGAAUGAAACGCAGACUUCUUUGGUUGUACAUAUUGUAGCCAUUGCGAGAGGAAACUCUGUUCAGACCUAACACGGUGGCGUGUCUUUGUUUAAAGUGUCUGUCUUGUGUUCAUGCUGGGAGACCCAGAUAAAUCCAGUACCGAUUCCCUAUAGUAAAAGAUUUCCAGAAAAUUUUCAGAGAUGAACCUGGGCCCACAGUGAAAUGAUAGCAAUGUUCACCCAAUGACCUGACCGAUCCAUUCUUCUCUCUGGAUGGGCCCCCCACAAACACAAAAUGCACUCAUGGGAUGAUUGUGGGGACCUGGGACUGCCAGCUUGAAUGGGGCAGGACAGACCAGCCCCGGUGAGAUUGCUUCCAGCUGUCAUGACCCAGCAUCAGCCCACCAGGUUUGUCUAUUGCUUUGACGUCGCACAGGGGAGGAAGGAUAAAAAGAGAGAGGAAACAUGAGAAGGAAGAGAAAUUAGGUGACUGAAAAUCAACACGUACUUUGGAACAGGGUGGGGAGACUGGAAAGCUCUGGCCCUUUGGGGCACCCUCAGUGCUGUCGCUGACCCUCAUUGUGUAAAGUGGUGAACAUCCGCUGGAGUGCUGCAGGAGAUCAGUGGGAAAUGAGGCCGUGAAACGCCUCCCGCUCAGAAUCUUGAAGGAUCAGGCCCUUUCAUUGGUCUCCAGUGCAUAGAUCCCAUUGUGAGCUGUGCUUUAGAAAUACCAUGGAUAGACAGUAAUGUCAGGCAGGGGCAGUACUUCCUCAUCUGCAGUCACUUCAACAUUGUGCAGCAAGAGAUCAAAAACCUGACUCACCUUUCAGCCUCUGGGGCACUCACAGCUUCCAAAAUUGACAGAUAGCAUCUGUAGGAGCAGCCCUGCUCUUUCAGCUUGCAGUCUCAUGUGCUUUCACCAACAUGGGCAAGCUUUCAAUGUCUGGGUGGGAUACCUGCUAGAAAGUACCUGCUGCUACCAGAAGCGAUGCUGGCGAUUCCGUAGGUGACAUUCUUCCCUGUGAGUCAGUCCUGAGCCAGUGCCCCAGGAUGGCGUUAAGGAGAAUAUGCUGUUGGAGGUGUCCUUGCUUGGAUUAAAACUGUGGAUAGAUGAGCUCCUGCCCCACUGAAGAGCUCAGAGAGCUUUUUGCAAAGCUAAGCAGUGUGUUGGUCCUGACAUCUUGACCAAAUUCAAACCUUGGUACAUACAUUCUGCCUAGCUUCUUAUAAUAGUUCCCUUUCCUCCCUAUGAAUGAUUGUUUAGCGUGUCUGACAUAGGCUGGGUGCUGUCUUCCUCCCCAGAAGUGGAUGCAUUUCAGCAGUGGCCGAGCAGUCCAUUUGCUGCAGUCUGUAAAGCACUUUGGGGACUUUCUGGCUCAAUGGUUCUGUAUUAUUAUCAGUGUGGUCUUACUGUGGUACGAUUAUUGCUAUAAAUUCCUGGGCACAAAGGAUGUUUCCGUUUAUUUAUUAGAAGUAAUGGGAGCUCAUCGGGGCCCUAGGUUCUAAGUAAAUGUUGGGUUUGCUUUAGGCAUAAAGGCCUUGCGCCAGCUCUGCCAGUUUCCACCAUCUGAGGAUCAGGUCCAGUACAGUCAAGUGGCACACUAAGAGAUCCACAAAGAGGAAAGAUCAAUUUUACUCUUUUAAGGCCACAGAAUAGAUGUCAGACAAGCCCUUUGGAAAACUGAGAUGAAGAGAUUCCCCAGGCCUGCAAGGUUCAGUAGCAUGAAUGGCAAAAAAGGAAACGCGGAAGGGGAAAAGAUCAGGCAAGCAUAAUAUGAAACUCAAGUCUCUAUCCAGAGGAGAACAUCACUUACAACUAGGGUGACUAGAUGUCCCGAUUUUAUAGGGACAGUCCCAAUUUUUUGGGUCUUUUUCUUAUAUAGGAUCCUAUUACCCCCACCCCUGUCCCGAUUUUUCACAUUUGCUGUCUGGUCACUCUACUCACAACACGUAUUUUCUGCUUCAUUCUUUUCCUCCGUCUCUUUUUUCUUUUCCUCUUGGGUAUUGAGUGGGACAAACAAGUAUUUAGAAAAAGGAAUGUUAAAUAUACUGGGUUAAAUUCUGAUCUCACUUACAGACAGGUAGCUCCACUGUCCUGGGUACCCAGCAUCUCUGAAAAUUAGGCAACUUAGAUGCCUGAAUAUGGAUUUAGGAGCAAUCAGUUAGCAUGCUAGAGGCUGCAUCUGCUAGGCACAUAUGUGCCUAACUCCCAUUGAAUCAACGAGAGUUAGUUAGGUUCCUACCUGCAUCCUUAGGCACCAAAACAGCUUUAAAAAUCUGGCCCAUAGGCCCUAAUUCAGCCUGGUAUUUGAGCAUGUGACUAAUUUCAAGCAUGUGAACAAUCCCGUUGAUUUCAAUGGGACCACUUGUGUGCUUAAAGUGAGGUACCUGCUUAAGUACUGAGCUCUUAAGUGGCACAUAAAUCUUGUGUGUGUUCUCUGCACAGGGGUGAAUGUCACAUUCAAGGACCAAUCCUGCAGCUGGUCCAUGGGCAUAAUGGCUGCAGAAAGCAUAUUUGAGUUGAUCCAAAGCUCCUGGAAGUCAAUGGAAAGACCCACAUUCUCAGCUGGCUUUGCCUCAGACUCCCACACAAUUCCUUAACUAAGAGCCUGAUCUAAAGCUUAUUAAAACCAACGUGAGUUUUCCAUUGACAUUACUGGGUUUCGGAUCAGGCCCUUACAUUUUAGUCAGACCUAAGACUUACUGAAUUCUGUAGGAAAAUCAGUUGUCCAAAUGCCAGUUUUGCAUCAAUGAGCCCCACUGACAACUGAAAGCAGCUGUUCAUUGAGCACUAGGAUACCGUUUACUGUUUCUCUAGGAAAGAACCGUGACGUGUGUAUCACGUGAAAGCUAUUUCAGUAUCAUUGGUUUAUUCAGUUGUUAAAUACCUUGUUUUAAUAACCACUGGAACUGUAUUGAAAAAGAGAUGGCGUAAAUGUUUGUAACCAAUUUCCUCCACAAAAGUGUAACCUCAAAAACCACUUCACCUACUCAAAAAACACUUCGCCUACUGAGUAACACACUAUCCUCUGUUCUAGUACAGUGGCAUCAAAUGUCACUUUGAAUGGCCCUUUUCUUUACCUGUUGAGAGCUCACCUGGGAGUCAUUUCCUUUGUUAGCAGCAAGGUGUUUUUCAUCACAUAUUUGAAUCCAGGAGCCCCAAAGAGAGACAAACCAGCCAUGGGCAAGGUCAACAGUGCGACUGAGUCAAAGACUUAAAAAUACUCAGCCACGGGAACUGUAAUAUAGAUGUAGGAGGAAAGGAGCUAUUUAGAUGCCAUGCAAAUGAAUCAGGAUAUAUCAGGCAGUUGUACUGCACCAGAGGGGAGGCAAGGAGAGGGAACAUAGGAAAGGCAGGACAACAGGCCAGAUUCUGCCCUCUGAUAUGUGCAUAUGAGUCCCACUGGUUUAAGGAAAGUGUUGAAGGGAGGAGAAAGCCACCGCCAAUGGGCAGCAGAGAGACAAGCAAGGAGAAGCAAAUCUGUUUUGAAAAGCAGAGUUAUGAGAGAGGUGAGAUCAAACAAACUGUCUGGGUAUGGAUAAAUCAAUCAUAUGUACAUACAGGAAUCAUGCCACCUGCCUCUGAAAUGCAGACAGCUUUGUGGUGAAAGGCAAGGGAUGUUUAACAGGAGAAUAUGACACCACUGAGUAGGAGAGGAAAUGCGAAAGUAUUGACAUAACCAUAUGCAGGGACAGAGCAUGUAAUCACCACACAGGAAUUUGGCAAGGAAAUUCUACUUAACAUUCUGGUAGACGCUUCUGUUAUUUCAUGUCUGCAACAGGCUGCAUCUCUUGCUUCUAUUUUUCAUCAGUACAGCCUCCUUUUCUUUCACUGUUACAGAAGUGAUACCAAGCUCAGUUCUUAACGUUCUCUUCUAAUCGUUACGGAGCUGACUUGCCCUUGGCCCUCUGCCUGUAAAACAUCCAACCUUGGAUGGUAUUCAGCUUUACAGAAUGGGAGCCCAACGGGAAACUGAGAGCACAAGGAGCUUAUUUAUGUACAUGAAACUCCACUCUUUGUUGCCAACCUUCAGAGUGCCUCUUGGGAAUUGCUAGGCAUUAAUCACACAUUUGGAAAGAUACCCAGUUAAAAAUUGAACCAGGCAGAAUCUGAAGUAUUAAUUAAGUGGCAUCUCCUGAAUGUUUUCAGUCCGACAUUUAAUGGUCACAUUUUUGACAGAGUAAAUAACAAUUUAAAUACAUAAGAUCACAAAACCAGUAACAUUAAUGUAAACAUAUAAAGUGUAUGUUGUGUCUUCCUCUAGUGGCUAAUCCACAUAGAACAUAUAACAGCCCACUAUUGCUGCCAGCUACUGGAGUUACCCCUGUAGAUCAAGCAGGCUUGAGAUGACAGCCUUCACAAAUAUUGCAUAAGUGAUUAGGAGAGGAAAUGUGGAAGAACUGAUGUAGCUAUAUGCAGGGAGGUAAAUCAAGGUCUGAGUCUUAAUACUGAGAAUUCUGAGUAGAGCUCUGGGAAGAUGGAAGUUCCACUUUGUGAAGAAUUUUGAGAUCUCUAAAUUUAGCUUCAUUCCAAAAAGGAACAAAAACUGAAAAUUCUGAAAUUUUCUGUUAUGGAAAAUUCCAGGGGAAAAUAGUUUCAGGUCAAUCAAAAGAUUUCAUUUUGAUAAAUGGAAAUGUUUCCCUUCUAUUUUGACUUUUAUAGAUUUUUGACUAUUAUAUAAUAAAAUGCAAAAUAAAAUAAAAAAUCUAAACAAAGUAAUUUCAAAACAAAAAUUGAAAUCUUUCAUUCCAAAAAAGUCAAACCCAGAAAUUAUGACAUUGUCAGAACUAUUUUCCCUGUUUUCUCCUUAAACAAAAUUCCAGAAGAAUUGACCCAGUUUCCCAAAAUGUUUCAAUUUUGAUGGAACUGCAUAGUCUUAAAGAAUAUGGUUCCAUCAAAGUUUCUCUGACCAGCUCUAGUUCUGAGUUCAGAUCCUGGGGUUGGCCAGUGGUGGCGUUUGUUACUAAAGCUAAUUGAAAAAUAGUUGUAGAACAGGUGGAGAAAGGCUUGCUUAACGAGACUGGACUUCCAAAGUGCUGUGCAUGGAGGCUUUCAUACCCCCACUCCAAGAAGACAUCCACAUGACCAGUGCUCAAGAUAAAAAAAUGUUGCUCACACCAAACAUCCUUAAGUGAUUUCCCCAGUCCGAGGGCUGCCAUCUUGAAAUCAUAACAUAACACAACCACCCAGAGUGGAGAAACAAGGAGUGGGGUAUAGUCCUGUACUUCCUGCAGUCCUUAACUCAUGACAGGUCUCCCACUGAAGCUGGAGUUACAGAGGGUUAUUUGCAUGUACCCAUGCAAAUAAAGCCCUUAAUUUGGAUGGGCAUUGUGGACUUUCACCAAAUCAACAGAGGGAGUGUUGCCUGCUCUGUCUUUCUGCCAAAAAUAUUGCUUGCCGAUUCAUGCUAAGAGUAAUUUAAGGCAUUAUCCCUGGGAACCAGCCCCUGAAAUUGGAAGUGACCCAGAUCCACCAGUGAGUCAGAGGCCGCCUGGUGCAAGGCUGAUGGCUCAUGGUUACAUGCUGGGUUGGGCUGGGCUUGUCUCAUUUGGGAAGAAGAUUAAGAACUGGGAGUGAGACGAAGGCAAGAGCUCAUAGCUCCAUGUAGACGAAUUUGUCUAGGUGACCCUGUGGAACACACAAUGAACUAUUUUCACCUCUACUGGGGAGAGGUAGAGGGGAUGGAAUUUGGGUUUUGUAUUCACAAGAAACUUCUGUCUGACUUAGGUAACAAGUAAAACUGAGCUCCUAAGGAAGAGCAGCGGACAUGUCUUGUCUGAGGAGACUACAGAUCUUCUUCACCCUCCAGCAAGAAAAGAUGUACUGAAAACUCAGCCCCAGCAGAUUCUGGAUCCUUAGAUAUAAUUUGUGAGCCCAUUGGAGUCAGUGGAAUUUCAGUGGAGUUAGGAUUGAGGCCCUUAAUAUCUAACAGCUGUAUGAUGCCACUAAAUCAAAUCCUUAAUAACUGCAGGAUAGAUGGCCUAAAGUCUCUGGAAGAAAGCACUACCUCUAGACAUGAGGAAACGUGGCAACAAGAGUUGCCAUGCAUUUUAGUGUACAUGGAGACAUCCUGAUUGUAUAGUGCCAUGUGAGUUAAGUUCCAGCCCUCCCUGCAGGAACGGCAGUCAGGUAUGGCAAGCACCUGCAAAUGUGAAAGCCCUGAUUAAUAGACACAUGCCAGCCAAGGGGAGGUAAAACUGGACACACAGUCAUAAUCACUGCAGAGCGUGCCAAGUUGGUCAGCAUGAGGUAGGCACUUGCUGCUCGGCUCUUAGAUCCAACUGGUAUGUCUGUUCUACUGGGUUGCCUGCCAGUCACAAGCUGGAACAGUUUUGGGGCAAUGCUUCUCGUUUGGGCUUUGUAUUAUACUGCAGAUGAGUCAUAGAUAAAUGGCACCAGAACUGUGCAUGGAAAUUUCCCCCUCGUCCCCCGAACCAUUCCAACUAACUCUGAACAAGCCACAACACAGUGUUGUGCUACUAUAGAAAAAAUGCAGCUAUGACUUCAUCUAAUGGCAUUAUGUCACAUAAGGCACGUGUUCAUGCAAUGGUGGGAUCUGGUAGGUUUGUCCCUGGGUCUCUACGUGUCCAAAGGAUAUACACCUUGCGAACCACAGGAACACACGACCAUAAGGCCGUUGCAUUAGCUGCACAAAGACUUAGUAGAGGUAGAUUCCAAAGGAGUCAAGGUCAAUUAGCCACCGACUAGCACGUGCCCAUAGAGACAGAUGAGUACAGUGGGAGCAUUAAGGGAAAAAAGCAAAUUGCAAUUGUCUGAAGGGGCUAAAGUGUUCAGACAAUGGUCUAAGGGAAUGCAAAAUUGCAUUUGGAGCAAAAUCAACACGCUGUAAGUUUUCUUAGUUCAGUAAAAAGAAGAUGGUGCUGAUGAGAAAAGAAAAGAAAAUAUUGUCCCAGUCUAUUGUUUCAGGGUGAGACCUCUUUAAGGAAGUCAGGCAUAGCCCAGUGGCUCCCACCUAUGACUGACUAGCUGAAUCUCAAGUGAGGAGAUAAGGCCAACAAGCAGCUUACUUGGGGGCUGGGAGGGAGCUGUAUGGAGGGGAUUGCUGGAGAUUCUGGGUCAGAGAAAGUACCAGAAAGGGGCUUGUUACACUAGGUAGGGGACAGACCUGGCUAGUGACACCUGCUCGCUCAGUAGAAGCGGUCUUCUGAGGCAGUAGGUCUUAGGGGGGGCCAGGCAGCAGGACCUGGUUUACCUAGCUGAUUGAUAUUGGACUGUAUCUGAACAAUAAAUACAACUCUAGGAAAAGAGAAGGAAGUACGGUUAGUGGUGGAAAUUCCUUUGAUGCAGCUGGCUGGUAAGUUGGCCUGUGGGCUUACAUGAGUGUGGAGAAACUAAGGCAGCAGCAGGGUCUGAUGCUUAGUUUGGGGAGACCCUGUUACAGCUAUCUAGUACCUAUUAAGAUAACUUUACAUAUGUUACCAAAAUGGAUUGGUCCAUAUGAAAUCUCCAGACUAAUAAGGAGCUAAGUUUAAGUAAACUUUUAACAGUAAUAAAAUGCAAGUUUUUUAAAUGCACGAAUAGCAAUGUCAUAGAUAAUGGUGGCAAGGGGGCUAGAUCCUCACCCUGUGUAGACCGUAAUAGCUCCAUCUGAAGAGCUGGUAUAUGCCUUUUAACCAAUACAGCUAGUCACUUACUGUGACCUCCUAUUGUUAUGUAUUAUUUUGUUAUAGCGGGUACCAUCCUGGUUCACUAGCCUGAGCAAAGGCUUGGGAGUCAGGGGAGCUGUGUUCUGUUUUAAAUGCUUCCGCAGAUUCACUGUGUGAUGCUAGGCAAGUUAUGUAACCUCUCUGUGCCUCAACUUUCACACCUGAAAAAUGGGUAUAACAAUGCUUGUGUAUUUUUUUAAAAUACAUAUGCAGUAUUGUUGUAGCUGUGUCAGUCCCAGGAUAUUAGAGAGACAAG
Chelonoidis abingdonii (Abingdon island giant tortoise) is the source of this 9919-nucleotide messenger RNA. Lineage: Eukaryota; Metazoa; Chordata; Testudines; Testudinidae. The record is from RefSeq and is a predicted model, not a curated record.